AGCAACGGGAUUUUACAGAUGGCAACCUUUCAGACUUGCUCUGUUUUAUUCACUAUCUGCUUAGUGAUAAGUAGAACCAUGGAUCACGGAUCCAUGGUUUUGGGCUGCGCUCCAUGCAAUACAGGCUGGAUAGAGUUUGGGAAUCGCUGCCAUCUCUUCGUCAAGAAGCAGAAAUCUUUCCAGGAUGCUGAGGCGUACUGCCAGGGCCUGUCCCGCCCUGGGAGGCCGGCUCAUCUCAUGUCGAUCAACAGCGAGGAGGAGAACAACUUCCUCAUGAAGUACACCAGUGUUAUUGGUCAACGUCGGCUGUGGAUCGGCUACUUCAAAAGCGCCACUCCAAAAUGGUUGGAUGGAAGCCAGGACAGCUACGUCAACUGGUUUCCGGGAGAAUCAAACGUUGCGUCAUCAACCCCUUGCGUCAACAUGGCUCCCAGUGGUAGAUGGAGGGACGUUCAAUCAUGCGACACAAUAUUCCCGUUCGUCUGUGAGAUGCCGUACAGAUUUACCUCAAAGUGACCACGCACAAUAACACAUUGUUUACAUCACUUGGAUGGAAUGGUUUCAUAGCUCUAAUUAUUUUGCAUUCGAAUCGUUGAGACACUCAUAAAUGAAUCGGAUUUUGUGUGACACUCUGUCGGUGACGGCAGCAAACCUCGUGGACUGAGUUUUCCUGCGAAGCCACUUAAAUCUACAAAUUUAUAAGGCAUCGGCUGUGGCUGUUAAGCGUUGGUCAAGCCAAGGGUCACUGUGCGCGGGAACAAAACUGGCGCCCAUACAUUCCCACUCACAGUGCACAUACCUAUUUACUCUCGGUUCACUCGUUAAUGUCUAUUAUUUGUUAAAAUGAAAUGACUCUUAAAAGUUAACAUUCAAACAAUAUCUUGUCUAAACAAACUGAUUACGCAAUGUUAAAUAGGCCAUAUUAUGGGUGAAUGAGGGCGCUAUAA
Molecule: messenger RNA, 947 nt
Organism: Patiria miniata (bat star)
Lineage: Eukaryota; Metazoa; Echinodermata; Asteroidea; Valvatida; Asterinidae
Product: lectin-like
Exons: 1
Coding region: 19-516 (165 amino acids)
Molecular function (GO): signaling receptor activity
Source: RefSeq, a predicted model, not a curated record